Molecule: messenger RNA, 500 nt
Organism: Theobroma umbraticum
Lineage: Eukaryota; Viridiplantae; Streptophyta; Magnoliopsida; Malvales; Malvaceae
Source: RefSeq, a predicted model, not a curated record
CAAUCACAAACUUACUCUCCAACGACAACAAGCAACCAACAGAAUCAUGUGUAACAUUGUGAUUUUUUUGUUUUAACCUUAGCAUGCCCUUUCUUUCUUCUUCUUCAUGCCAAUCCCAAACCCUUCCAACAAAAUGUUUCUUGCCCAGAAAACCUCCCCUCUUUUCCUCCACAAAUUCCAUCCCAAAACUGCUACUAAGUUCAGGUGUAUUCCCAAGAAAUUCACUGUUUCUGCUUCCCUUAACGCCAUAGCUGCUGCUGCUGCUGCUGCCUCGGGCUCUGGUGCCACUGUCCAUGGGGCUGUCACUUCUGCCAUCACCCAAGUGGCUGUUACUGCCGUUGCUAUUGCCUCUGGGGCUUGUCUCUCCACCAAGGUGGACUUUUUAUGGCCCAAAGUGGAGGAGCAGCCAGGUCUUGUAGCCUUCCCUUAUGUUCGCUACUCCAUAACUUCUCUGUGAUUCAAUUAUUUGGUUGUUGCUUAUCUCGGUCCAAAUGUUGAGU